This is a messenger RNA of Nezara viridula (southern green stink bug), 3219 nucleotides long. NCBI's taxonomy places the organism in Eukaryota, Metazoa, Arthropoda, Insecta, Hemiptera, Pentatomidae. The record is from the annotation of a GenBank genome assembly.
GCCAUUAUGAAACUUUCCCUCAAGGCAGCGACGUAGUUCUGUUUGUAGUGUUUCUCCCUAAAUGCAAGAUUAACGUACAUAAAUCUAGCUUCCAAUAGAUAAUUUUUUAAACAGUAUUUAGAUUAGAACAAGCUCCAAGUGUCGUGUAUUAGUUUUAUGUAUAAACUUAUAAGGUCUUCUAGUAAUCCUGGGAUACAGUUAAAAAGUUUUUCUUAAUAACAUAAGUUAUCACUUGAUUCACGAAUACCAUUAUGAAUAGAAAAAGUGUAAAAACAUAUGCCACAAAAAGAACUCCGUUAAAAGCUAGUACUAGAAGUACUAAUAUUCUUAAAGAACCUACAGAAGUAACUCCUUCAAAAAACAGAAAUAAUGAAGUUGAAUCAAAAACAAAAUCUGUGGGUCCCAAAAGAAGAUCUCUUCGCCUUAAUCAAGACCAAGCUAAAGAAAAUAGGGAACAUAAAAAGAAAGAUCAAGAAAACAUAGACAUUAAAAAGAAGGGAAAGAAAGAUGAAAAAGCCGUUGUGAAAGAAGUGCCAGAAAAGGAUUCAUUAGCCAAUAUUAGUUGUAACACCUGUUUGAAAACCUUCAAGUCACCAGCAGGUUUAAAAAUUCAUUCUAAGAAGUGUAUCGACAAGGCUAAUGACACUGAAAUCAAAAAUGAAGAUUUAAAAAUUAAUUCAGUACCAUCUGAACAGGAGGAUCUUGAUUCUGGAGCAAAAGAUAACACAAAUAUUGUCCCUACACCAGAUAAUAAUGUAUUUGUUCGAGCCGAGUGUCAUUGCUGUGGGGAAGAUGCCGAAACUGCUCAUAGUGUUGGUGAUUUUGAAUGUCACAAUUGCAAGAAACUUUUCCGCCUCAAGGCAUCUCUUGAGAGGCACAUACGUGUUAUCCAUGGAGGUGAAAGUCAUGAAUGUCCUCAAUGUGGUGCCAAGUGUCCUGACAAGGGUACAUUGGCCAGGCACAUGUAUACUCACACAGGAUUCAAGCCUUACUCCUGCCCCGUUUGUAAACAAGAAUUUUCUAGAAAGUAUCAUUUGGUAAGGCAUAACAUGCAAACUGGAUGUGAUGGAAAGGAAAAGCCGGUGUUCCCUUGUCAGGUUUGUGGUCGAGAAUUCAAUCGUAAAGAUAAUUUACGUGAACAUCUUAGGGCUCAUGCAGGACAAACCAAAAGAAAAAAGAUAUUUUCAUGUGAUUCAUGUGCAAUGGAGUUCUGUGGCACUAACCUGCUCCAGAUGCAUAAGAAAAUUCAUUCUGGAGAGAAACAAUAUUGUUGUGACUUCUGUCCUAAGAGGUUUUCAUCUAGUGGUGCUAUGAAAAAACAUAGGAGAACUCAUACUGGAGAAAGACCUUUUGAAUGUUCAACGUGCGGUAAGAGAUUUGGUGCUAAAGAGACUCUAAACCGUCAUGUCAGAAUUCAUACUGGAUUCAAACCUCACGAGUGUCAAUAUUGUGGUAAACGGUUUAUACAAUCUUCUCAAUUAAGAUCUCAUCUAUUUUACCAUACUGGUCAAUCAGUUCUUCUACCACCAGAGAUUUUCGUUUGCGAACUUUGUGGAAAAUCAUUUAACAGAAGGGCACGAUUGAAUGAACACACUAAGUUUAUUCACCUUGGUGCUAAACCAUUUGAAUGUGACCAGUGUCCUAAAACAUUUAUUAGAAAGGAAGAUCUCAAUCGUCAUCUGAUCAUUCAUUCUGGGGUGAAAGCCCACAAAUGCCCAAUCUGCACCAAGUCAUUUGCAAUGAAAUCUUCUCUUAAAGUUCACCUUCUUACUCAUACUAAGGAACCUCCACGAUCAUGUGAUGAAUGUGGUCGUGCAUUUAUCAGACAAGAUUGUCUCCUUCGCCAUAUGAGAAACAAACACCGAGACAUGCUGGAAGAAAUCAGAACAGAAGCCGAAAAGAAAAAAUUGCAGCAACAACUGUUGCAGGUUGCUGCAGAGGCCAGUUUAGUAGACGGUUUAGAAGAAAAAGGAGAGCUGGAUGAGCGUGGUCUCACAGAAGCUGUCUCAGAAUUGCUUACCCUGCUUGUGGAUGAAGCUACGUUAGUUGGUCUAGGUUGGCCUUCAGAAGGAGUCGAGUCACUUUUGGAGUCUGUGAUAAAGCGAUGUGGCCAUGAUCCAGCACCCCGCUCCACACCGUCCCAUGAAAGACUGAGGCACAAUGUUAAGCUACUCUUUACUGUGGUCAUUGAUGAUUCUGCAGUUAAAGCACUCCUCAACAACCAAACAAUUGAUCAAGUCAUACUACAUGUUCUUAGACUGGCAAAAUCAUGAGGUUCCUUUCUUUUAAAUGUAUAAAGUGAUUCUUCUUUUCAAGAAAAUGCUUUGACUGAGAGAAUAACUUUUUAUUUUGUUUUAAAGUUUAAAGUGUUACUAAGUGUGAUAAUUAAAAUAAAAAGAAAUGUGUAAAUAUUUUCAUUGAAGCAAUAAUCGAUAAAGAGAUAAAAAAUAUAUAUUUUGUUAUUUCUGUUGCCCAUUUUUAUAUUUUAUAUUAGCAAUUCAAGCAGCUACCAUUUGAUUGUAAACAAAUUUUAUAAAUCUCGUUGAGGAAGCCUAAUCCUAAUACACUUAAUGCAGAAAAUAAAAAUUAUAUACUUGUAACUGAAGUAAUUGUUUGAAAUUAUACUUAUUCAAUUCAUACCAUAUUUAGCACCAUUUUUAAUAUUUAACUAGUGAUGAUGAUUUAAUUGCUUUUAUAAAAAUAUAUAUUACCUAAUCAAAUUUGAAAUUAUUUUAUGAUAUAUUUAUAUAUAUAUAUAUAUUGAUUUAUAUGGGGAUAUUAUUGUUAAAAAGUGUAUCUUAUUUUUUAUGUUUUUGGAUAAAUAUAAUAAAAUCAUAAAGUUUAGUUGCUUGUACAAUAAGGAUAUAAUUUAUUAUAGUAAUUAAGAUUUUUUGAACAUGUUUUACUCUAUGUUGUUCCAUCUAAAAUAAGCUAUGACUGAAAUAUAAAUUUGUUUAUUGAAGUGUGAUCUCACUUCAAGUUCAAAACAUAUUAUUAAUUGUUUUUUUUUUAAAUAAAAUUCAAAGUGAGUCAAUUAUUAAAAUAUUAAGAAUAAAUAUUAUUUUAUUUUAAACAUAGGAAUUUUUUUUUUAAUUUUACAAUGGUCUGCAUUUACCCAUGUGGGUCAAGAGCGGCUUGUAGGGAUGUAUUUAUAAUUGUAAAUUUUACCUUAAGCAAUAAUUAUGAUAUUAUAUCUCUUUAAAAUAAUAAUAAUAGUUC